Rotaria sp. Silwood1 is the source of this 1155-nucleotide messenger RNA. NCBI's taxonomy places the organism in Eukaryota, Metazoa, Rotifera, Eurotatoria, Philodinida, Philodinidae. The record is from the annotation of a GenBank genome assembly.
AUGUCAAAUUUUAAUGAUAGACCAUCAGAAUGGUUUCGAAUAUUUCUUAUUAUAUUAUUCAUAAUUAUUGUUCUUAUUGGUUUAAUUGGUAAUAUUCUUGUUUUAUUAUCUGUUUUAACAAAUCAUAUUAAAAUUCGUCGUUCAUCAACAAAUCUUCUUCUUGUUAAUAUGUCAUGUGCUGAUUUAAUUAUUCUUAUUUUUAAUAUAUUUGAUAUAAUACAAUUUUCAUUUGAUCAUUCAUGGCCAACAGCUUGGUAUCUUGGUUUAUCAUUAUGUAAAAUAAUACGUUUUUUACAAGUACUUGGUUGUUAUGUUAGUGUACAAACAUUACUUAUUAUUAGUAUUGAAAGAUAUAUUGCAAUAAUUCAUGCUGUAAAAAUUUCUCAUUCUAAUCGACGUAAACGUUUAUUAUUAAUAUUUAUUUCAAUAUGGUCUAUUGGAAUUAUAAUGGCAUUACCGAAUUUAUUUUUACUUACAUUACAUCCACUAACUAAUCGUCCAGAAUAUUAUGUAUGUGGUUUAUCAGAUCAUUAUACACAUCCAUAUUUUGCUUUAUUUUAUAAAUAUACUGAAUCAAUAGUUUUCUUUUUUAUACCUAUAUUUGUACAAGCAAUACUUUAUAUACUUAUUUGUCGUAAAAUUUUUUUGGUUGAUCGUGCUGUACAAGCACAUUUUCGUGCUGAACAAUUACAAUGUUCAAUAAGUGAUUCUCAUCGACAAUAUUCAGGAACAAAAACAAGUUCAUCACUUCCGACACCAUUAACCGAUAAUAAUCUAAGUUUAAUGGCAAUGAUGACACCACGUUCACAAUCUAAUUUAAUGCCAAUAUCAAAUUCAACAAAUAAAACUGGUGAUACAGCACGUAAACGAGCUAUUAUUAUGUUAUUACUUGUUACAUUAUUAUAUUUUAUUGCAUUUUCACCAGCACAAAUUAAUUUUAUUUAUACACAAAUAAAUCGAUUACAUCAUUUAUAUGAAAAUCGUCUUUUUUUUAUUAUAUCAAUAUUAUUAGUUUUAUCAUCAACAGCUUUUAAUCCAAUAUUAUUUUAUAUAUUUAGUAAAUUUUUUCGACAUAAAUUUAAUAUUAUUUUACGUCGUUUAUGUCCAAUAUGUCGUAUACAUUUACGACGACAAAAUGAUUUUCCAAUGAUUUAA